Messenger RNA from Caenorhabditis elegans, 264 nucleotides. RefSeq lists its product as uncharacterized. The coding region runs from base 1 to 264 and encodes 87 amino acids. The record is from RefSeq and is marked reviewed. Gene Ontology annotation, molecular function: G protein-coupled peptide receptor activity. Gene Ontology annotation, biological process: G protein-coupled receptor signaling pathway. NCBI's taxonomy places the organism in Eukaryota, Metazoa, Nematoda, Chromadorea, Rhabditida, Rhabditidae. The transcript has 2 exons.
AUGACUAUUUCAUUUAUCAUUGCACUUGCCCCACAGGGAGUACUAUUCCUUAUCAAAUUUACAUAUAAAAAUGAUGAAGGAGUUGUAAGUACUAUUGAAACACUUAACAAUUUUCAUGCGUUUGUACCACUUGCCAACGGAACUAUUCAUAUUAUUAUUAACUUUUUUAUUUCAUCCAUGUAUCGGAGAACUGUCAAUGAGCUGUUGGGCUUGAAAACUGAGCAUUUUGUGGCUCAUUCUGUGAUUCAACCAACAAUUAUUUAA